Messenger RNA from Trichoplusia ni (cabbage looper), 2613 nucleotides. RefSeq names its product probable glutamate receptor. NCBI's taxonomy places the organism in Eukaryota, Metazoa, Arthropoda, Insecta, Lepidoptera, Noctuidae. The annotation marks the transcript as partial. The record is from RefSeq and is a predicted model, not a curated record. The transcript is spliced from 15 exons. Gene Ontology annotation, biological process: modulation of chemical synaptic transmission; synaptic transmission, glutamatergic; monoatomic ion transport. Gene Ontology annotation, molecular function: glutamate-gated receptor activity; transmitter-gated monoatomic ion channel activity involved in regulation of postsynaptic membrane potential. Gene Ontology annotation, cellular component: postsynaptic membrane; plasma membrane.
GCCGUGUGCGGCGGCGACGCCCGCUCCGCGCGGCUGGCGGCGGCCGGCGCGGCGCGCGCGGCCCUGCCGCUACUGCUGGUGGACCACGCGCCCGCCGACGCCACCUGGGAGGCCAUUGAGCUAUACCCGCAUCCUGAAGUGCUGGCCCAGGCGUGUGCAGAACUGUGCGAGGCGAAGGGCUGGGAGCGGGCCGUGCUGCUGCAUGAGGGCAGUGCCAGCGGCGCCGCGCUGCUCACCGCCGGCGACCGCCCGCUGGCGCUGCUGGCGCGCCAGCUGCCGCCCAGCCAGGACGAUGCGCUGCUCAGAAAUUUAUUACUGGUGCUGAAAAAGUCUGGUUUGACGAACUUCAUUGUUUGGUGCAACGCAGAGUGUUCUGUGCGAGUGUUGGACGCAGCGCAGCGCGUGGGCCUGCUGGGCGAGAGGCACUCGUACAUCAUGCUGUCGCUGGACCUGCACACGCAGCCGCUCGAGAACUACAGCCACGGCGGCGCCAACGUGACCGGCUUGCGGCUGUUCGACCCGGAGUCCGAGGAGGUGGUGCUCGUGAUGCAGCAGUGGCGGCGCAUGUACGCGGCGCGGCUGCGGGGCGCGGGCGGCGGGGACGAGGACGAGCCGCUCGAGGCGGCGGAGACAGCGCGCGCGCCGCCCACCGCGCUGCUGCUGGCGCAUCUGGGCACGCAGCUGGCGGCCGAGGCCUGGAGGCGUCUGGAGCUGCCUGCCGCCGCGCCGGCCAACUGCGACGAGGGCGCGGGGGCCUUCCAUGCUGACACCUUGCUGAACUACCUGCGCUCGGAGGAGUGGAACAGCGAGGACGGUGUGGGGCGGCUGCUGGGCGGCGCGGUGACGUGGGAGCCUGACGGCGGGCGGCGCGAGGUGCAGCUGGAGGUGGUGGAGCUGGCGCGCGGCGGGCGGCUGGAGCGCGCCGGGCUGUGGGCGCCGCGCGCGGGCCUGAGCUGGACGCGCCGCGCCGCGCCCGCCGCCGCGCCGCCACCGGACUCCAUGACCAACCGCACCUUCACCGUGCUCAUAGCGCAGAACAAGCCGUAUGUCAUGAUGCAGGAAUCUAUGGACCGACUGUCAGGCAACGAUCGCUACGAAGGAUUCUGCAUCGAGCUGAUUGACCGGCUGGCCAAACUGCUGCAGUUCAACUACACGUUCGUGGAGCAGGAGGACGGCGUGUACGGCAACCUAGACCUGAAGACGGGCAAGUGGAACGGCAUGCUGGGCCGCCUCAUGGAGGACGAGGGCAUCGACUUCGCGAUCACGGACCUCACCAUCACGGCAGAGCGCGAGCGCGCCGUAGACUUCACCACGCCCUUCAUGAACCUCGGCAUCAGCAUCUUGUUCCGCACGCCCAAGCAACCCGAGCCGAAGCUCUUCGCAUUUCUGCUGCCCUUCUCCAAUGGAGUGUGGCUGUGCCUGGGCUUUGCGUACCUGGGCACGUCGCUGUUGCUGUACGUGGUGGGGCGACUGUGCCACGAGGAGUGGCAGAACCCCUACCCCUGCAUCGACGACCCGCCCGCGCUGGAGAACCAGUUCACACUGGCUAACGCGCUCUGGUUCAACCUCGGCGCGGUGCUGCUGCAAGGCUCCGAGAUUGCUCCCGUGGCGUACAGCACGCGCGCCGUGGCCAGCGUGUGGUGGGUGUUCGCGCUGGUCAUCACCAGCUCGUACACGGCUAACCUGGCCACGCUGCUGGCCAAGAAGUCCUCGGACCAGGUCAUUAGCUCCGUGCAGGACCUGGCUGACAACCAGGUCGGCAUCGAGUACGGCGCCAAGGCCGGAGGCUCCACCUACACCUUUUUUGAGCACUCGCAGGACGAGCUGUACCAGCGCAUGUUCGAGCACAUGAAGACGCAGAAGAUGCCGGCCAGCAACCCCGAUGGCAUCGCUAAAGUGAAGAGUGAGAACUAUGCGUUCCUCAUGGAGUCCACAACCAUCGAUUAUGAGACGGAGCGUAACUGUGACGUCACCAAGGUGGGGUCGCUGCUCGACAGCAAGGGCUAUGGGAUUGCCAUGAAGAAAGAUUCCCAGUUCCGGCAAGCGCUGAACUUGGGUCUGCUGAACCUACAGGAGGCGGGCGCGCUGCGCGACAUGCAGCAGACGUGGUGGAAGGAGAAGCACGGCGGAGGAGCCUGCAAGCCGGAAGAGGAUCACGAGAGUGAGGAGCUGUCGAUGAGAAACUUCCUGGGCUUGUGGCUGGUGCUGGUGGUGGGCAGCGCGCUGGGCAUCGUGCUGUCGUGCUGCGACCUGGCGUGGACGGCGGCCAAGCGCGCGCGCGCCCAGCACGAGAGCUUCUUCUCGCGCUACUGGGCCGAGUUGCGGUUUGUUUUCCGCUUCGAGCAGUCGACGAAACCACUACAGGGCCCCUUGAGCGGAUCGUCGAGCGAGUCUUCGAAGUCAGCCGAGUCGGAGCCAUCAGCGCGGACGGCGCAGUCGGCGCGGUCGGGGAGCGCGGCCGGGUCGGCCGGGGGCGCGGGGGGCGCGGGGGGCGCGGCGGGCGCCGGGCUGGCGGAGCGCGGCGGGGCGCGGCGGCGGCGCUCGUCCAUGCACGCGGCCAGCCUGCGGCUCGCGCGCCACACCAACCGGGACUCCAGCUCGCCGCGCCGCUAG